Molecule: messenger RNA, 315 nt
Organism: Lactuca virosa
Lineage: Eukaryota; Viridiplantae; Streptophyta; Magnoliopsida; Asterales; Asteraceae
Source: the annotation of a GenBank genome assembly
AUGCGUAAGCAUCUGGCAGAAAAGUUAAAGCCCGUCUUCGCCAUUCUUCACCGCCUUGAAGGUGUUUCUGAUCAAUCCUUUCAUCCGAAACAAGGGGGAGAAAGUAUGGUUGGUGGAUCAAGAGAAGAAGGACAUGAAGCUCCUGUCAAGCCUAUUAUCAAGAUAGAACCCAAAGGCAAGGAAACGUUGUUCCGUGACGACCCAAUUCUUGAUAUUGAAGUCGAGGAAGAGCCCACUAAAGAAGAUUUGAAAAGACGAAAAGUUCGUGAAGCUGAACUGGAUGAGCACCAGCAUAUCAUCCGUGAAGCUGAAUAG